Messenger RNA from Thelazia callipaeda (thelaziosis nematode), 2373 nucleotides. NCBI's taxonomy places the organism in Eukaryota, Metazoa, Nematoda, Chromadorea, Rhabditida, Thelaziidae. The record is from the annotation of a GenBank genome assembly.
AUGGACUCGAAAAAGACAGGAGCAGUUAAGUACUGGUUCCAACAGCUAUUGAAAAUCAAGCUUGGAAUUAACGCAGUCGAUGGUUGGGCUCCUCUCUACAAACGUCACAUUCCAACAAUCACUCAUCUCUUGACAAAAGGUGAAUUUAGACUUUGUGAGGAGAGGUUGAGUGAAGAUUCAUAUUUAAAAGCAUAUAAGGCUUUGAAAGAUCAAGCAAUAGAUGCUUCUUUUCUGGAACACUUGAAACCAGAUUUGGCAGCUACGGGCGAUAAUUUUGAAGUGGCGAAAUUUUUGAUUAUUUUGCUAAACGAAUUACGAAUCAGUCGUGAAGCAGUUUUUGAGGAAGAUUAUGGGUUGACGGAUGAUCAAAAUGCUCAGAUCAAAUCUAUUCUUCAUUAUUUGGAAGAUCAAGAGAAUUGGGAUUCCUAUGAGUCAUGGCCAGCUGUACUUUUUGAAAGUGACAAUGAAUCGUGCAAAUCACAUAAUUUUAGUACUCCUAAGCUUUGGUCAGCAGAUUUUUCUUAUGAAAAUCUAAAGCUAUUUAAGAUUCAUUGGAGAAAUCGUGAAAUCGCAGUUAGCGAGAUAUCAAGCACAAAACGCAGUCCCCUGUCAGACAUCAUUUCUUCACCUCGUUCUCGUGAAUUAAGAAUAAUUCGAGACAAGGACCGAAAAAUAAAGGUUUUAAGUGAUCGAUGUAACUUGCUUGAAUAUGAAAGAGAUAAUAUGGAAAGCUGUUUAAGAACAGCAGAACAAGAAAUUGUAAAACUUGCGAAAAGCCUUAAUGAAGAAAGUAAUGUUAUCAAUGAAAAGGAUGCGCGAUGCCAAAUUUUGAACACAGAGUUAGAUGAAUGGCGGAUCAAGGCAUCUGCAUUUGAAGAAAAGAAUAACCAGCUUGAACAGCAAUUAAAAACCACCAAACAAGAAUUGUAUACUACUCAGAGGCAACUACGUGAGGCAGAGUUUGAUAUUUCAUCUAAACAAAGAACUGCUGACAGCUGGAAAAAAAGUGCAGCUUUAGAAGAACAAUGGCGCUUAAAAAUGGAAAGGGAGCGUGAGGAGCUCUUGCAGGAAUUGGAGACUUUGCAGAUCUCCAAAGUUGCUGGGGAAGAAAAAUUGCGACAGCUCAAAGCCGAUAAUGAAGCGGAAGUUUUUGAAUUACAGAACAUGAUUGAUGGACUUCGAUCAGAAAUAAGAGAAAUGCGACGAGAGAAGGAUGAAGUUUUAAUAAGUCAGAGUGAUAGAAUACGAGACAAAGAAUGUGAAAUUGCCAGCGUCAUUGCGGGAAUGCAAAAACAGCUUCGUGCUGCUGAAAUUUCCAAUGCAGGCAUUCAAAGUGUAGCUUUAGAAAUCAAAAAUUUUGCCGGAGAAAUUGAAAAUCGAAAGGCAGAAAUUCAGAGUAUACGACUGUUAUUUCCCAGCAUACAACGUGAAUAUCAAACACUGCUUGAAGAAAAUAUGCAAGAUAAAGCUUUAAUUAAGAGUUUGCAGAAUCAUAUAUCGAUUAGUGAAUAUCAGUCAAAAGCAUUAUCUGCUUCUUUGGAAGAUCAACGCAAAAAACAUUUGGAAGCCAUGACAGCAAAGCAAGAGAUUUUGAAUGAAAAACAGAAGAUGCUAUUAAAGCUUUGUAAUCAGCUUCAAAAUAGUUCAGAAUUUUCCCUCCAUUUACAGGAAGAACUAAAGCAGCGCAAUGCUGCUUAUCACGUUCUCGAGCAACGUCUUGCUUCCACCGAGGAAAGAUGCUCAACGCUUUCUCAGCGUUUCUCAUUAAGCUGUAGCACUUUAAACUGCAGUAAAGCAGAAGAAACAAUCAAACUUGGCACUCAUUUUUCUGACUUAUUGCAUGAGCACUGGAAAAUUGCAGAUGUUUCAAGUGGUGCGUUUCUUCAUGAAUAUCAUCCACUUCCUAAAGUUGAAGAUGAGAACGAUUUAAUGUCAUCAUCAUCUGUAAAUGGAGAUCUUUAUUUGUUGAAAGUGGAACCGCAGUGCUACAACUCCAUCGCUGCUAAUGAGCGAGAAGAAUACAGUACUUCUGUUGACAGUGAACGCAUAGUUGAAUUGAAUCGACGUAAUAAGACACUACCACCGCACAUGCGUUCUUCUUAUGCCACGGAGCUAACAUACGCUUCCAAUCGAUUUUCUUCGAAAAAUUUUGAAGAUGCUUUGAAAAAUUCUGAAAAUCUGGGAGUUUUCCUAUGCAAAGACAACAGCGAAUCUCCUAGUGCACCUUCUCCAUCCAAUUUAUCUAGAUCAAAGUACGCUUCGCGAUCUCUGCGCAGUGUUAGAAAGCAAUUCAAAAAAAUGCUACAAGAAGCGAGAAUGCCAAAAGAACGUACUCCAUUGAAAAUGAAAAAUUGGAAGGAGAUUGAUCUCUAA